AUGAAUACAAAUGGUGGAGGAACCAUUCUCUCUCGAACAUCAGUGGCAGCCAGUAAAGGAGGAUGGAAAUCAUCCAACAAUGACGAUGAUGAGAAUAGUUAUCCAUCAACAUUAACAUCAUCAACAAUAAAUAAUAGUAAAACAUUGGAAGAUGAUCGGGAUGAUGGAAAAGAUCGUUCAUCUACUAUGAAAGAGGUGUCAAGUCCAUCUUCAUCAUUAUCAGGAGGAGAGAUUGCCUAUUAUCAGGAAGAGGAAAUUUCUAACAAUGGCGAUGAGUCAAAUAUUAAUUAUUCUGAUGAUUAUGAACAAAUACAACCAUCGUCAGUACUUGUUAUGGAGGAAUUUGAUUCGGAACAAAAAGGAAAACGAAGAAUAAUUUAUGGAAAUGUAGAAUCACAUUGUUUUGAGAGGGAACAGCUGAUACAUGAACAUUAUCAUGAUCAGGAAUUGACUGAAGCCAUUCAAAUAAGGAAAGAAUUUUCAAGAGAACGAAAUUUUAAUUAUCCCAGAUAUUCUGACAAUACAAUUAGUAAUACUAAGUAUAGAUGGUACAACUUCUUGUGGAAGAGUAUUAGUGCUCAAUUUUCAUUAAGAAUGAAUCAGUACUUUUUGGCAUUGGCCUGUCUUCAGUUUUGGAAAGCUGCCAGUCCAACUAAUCCAAUAUAUCAGAAGGACUCUGAAAUUAAUAGCAAAUUAGUGACAAUUAUCAGACAUGGAAAAACUGAAACAAUUCCUUCCUAUCAACUACAAGCAGGAGAUAUUGUCUAUCUGCAAGAUGAUGAACAGAUUAGAGCUGAUAUGGUUCUCAUUCAUUCAAGCAAUGUCCUGAAAAAAGAAGGCUUUUCCACAGUAACAGGUGGUAUUGCCUGGGUGGAAACAAGUGCUCUCGAUGGAGAAUCUCACUACAAGGAGAAGAAAUCUAUUGGUGCAAUCCAGAAACUUUUAACUACCUCCAGUGGUGAAAGUGAAGUAUCAAUGGUAAAUGACUUUUCAUGUAUUAUUGAAUGUAAUGCUCCUAAUGCAGAUUUGGAUCAUUUCAAAGGUGAAAUAAUCGUACCCUACAAGAAUAGAAUGGACAGGUUUUCAGUCACAUCUAAUAAUUUACUAUUACAAGGCACAACAUUGAAAAGUACCGCAUCUGCUUUGGCUGUAGUAAUUUAUACUGGAAAUGAAACAAAAAUUGGAAUGAAUAGAAAGGAAGUUGAAAUGAAAUGGACCAAGAUGGAUAACUUUAUCAACCAUGUAGUAGUUGGAAUUUUUAUUGUCCAGUUUUCUAUUGGAUUGGCCUUUGGAUUAAUUGGCAAUUAUCUCUAUUUUAAUAAUGGAAAGAAUAUGUUUUAUCUUAAUACGGCCGUAGAUUUUCAACAUUCCAAGCUUGUCACUGGUUACUACAUUCUUGAUGUGCUUGAAUAUUUUGCUGAAAAGAUAUUGCCUUACCUAAUCAUACCUCUGAGAUUUACCAUGUUAUGCUCUCUAAUGAUUCCACAAUCUUUGAAAAUCACGUCAGAUGUAGCCAAGUACAUUAUCUCAAUGUUUUUCAUACCAAAAGAUGACCUUUUAUGUGAUGCUCAGGGGAAUAGAACUAGUGCAUCCAAUACUUCUGUAGCAGAGGACUUGGGUCAAAUAGAUUACAUUUUCAGUGACAAGACAGGUACCCUAACAGAGAAUUUAUUGACACUCUCUAGAGUUAUUGUUGAUGGAAAGGUUGUUGAUGCCUCAGUUUCUCAUCAUCCUACCAGCAUAAAUACUCACAAAAUUGGUUUCCUCAAUGAGCAAUGUAAUUUUACAGAGAGCACAUUGUCCUUCCUGAGAAAUUUGGCCCUUUGCCAUACAGUUUAUUGCGACAAUUCAACAAGUGGAUCCUUCUUGCCACAUUACAGAUCGAGCUCGCCCGAAGAGGAUGCCUUUGUCAAAUAUGCAGCAUAUCAAGGAGUUGUUUUAAAUUACAGAGAUGAGGAAAGAAUGAUUUUGAGAAUCCAUUCAGAUGCUAAUAAUUUUACUUUGGAGGAAUAUAAUAUAUUGAAAGUAAUUCACUUCACUUCAGAUAGAAGAAGAAUGUCCAUAAUUGUAAAAAGAAUAUCUGACGAUCCAAACCAGUGUAAAUAUUAUAUUUUCUGUAAGGGAGCAGAUGAUGUUAUUUGUGAGAGGAUGAACAAUCAAGCAAAUGCUGAAAUACUACAAGAAACCUUGAGUCACAUUCAGAAUCUUGCCUCGAAAGAAGGACUUAGAGUAAUGCUUAUGGCUGGUAAAGAGCUUGCUAUGGAGGAAGUCACCACUUUCCUGGAAACAAUUUCACAAAUGGAAGAAGGAGAACAACAACCAAUUGUCGAUUCAAUAGAGAAGGAGUUUCUGUUACAUGGAGCCACUGCUAUGGAAGAUAAACUUCAAGAAGGAGUUGGUGAGUGUAUUGAUAGCUUGAGAGAGGCUGGAAUCUCUAUUUGGAUGCUCACAGGUGACAAGAUGGAAACAGCUGUACAAAUUGCUCAUGCCUGUCAUCUGGUUCCUUCAUUACAUCAAGAUUUAAUCGAUAUAUCCCAUCUGAAAGGAAAUUCCUUCUCCUCUGUUAGAGAUUCUCUGAGAAUAAUUUCAGAAAAAUACGAUGAAUUGGAAUCUAAUAUUUUCAAAUGUUUAGUAUUUGAAGGAAGAGUAUUGAAUUUCAUAUUGGAUGAACAAGAGUCAACAGAUUUGGAGAAUGUUUCAACUUUUUUAAAGCUUUGCAAAUCAGUGAAUGCAUGUGUUAGCUGCAGAAUGACUCCCAAAUUGAAAGGAAAGAUUGUCAGACUCAUUAAAUAUCCGCUCUCCUCAGAAGAUUCCAACAAUAGACUUCAAUCGCUCUCCUCUCCAAUUUGUUUGGCUAUUGGAGAUGGUGGAAAUGAUUGUAACAUGAUUCUAGAGGCAGAUGUUGGUAUUGGUAUCAGUUCGAGUGCCAAAAUAGAUCAAGAAACUCAUCAAGAGGUCAAUACAGAGUCAGAACAUUUACAGGCUGUUAGAGCAGCUGAUUUUGGCAUUCCAAGAUUUAGUAUGUUGAAACGUCUCUUACUUGUGCAUGGAAGAAACAGUUACAAGAGAUUGGCUCUCAUUUCACAGUACACCAUGUACAAAUCAGUUGUUUUGGCUGCAUGCCAGCUUGUUUAUAAUUUACUUUUCACCUAUUUCAGUGGAAAUACUAUUUUACAAUCCCAUUCUCUGGUUUUUUAUAACAUCCUUUAUACUAGUGUUGUGCCAUUUGCAUUUUCUAUGGGGGAUGUGAGAAUUGGAGAUUUAAUACGGUACAUUACUCCAGCUUCACUUAAAUUGGGAAGUGCUAAUAAUGGACAUUCAUUUGAAGUUUCUGAUAUGGCUCUAGAAAAGAUUCCAGAGCUAUACAGAUCCUCCAGAAGAGGAGAAACCUUAACACAAACCAGCUUAUUUUUAUGGUUUUUGAAUGCUGCCUAUCAAGGUUUUAUUAUUGUAUUAUUCACUUGCUUUGGAAUUGGUUAUUAUGGAGCCAAUAUUUUGAGUAGACCUCAAAAUUUUCAUGAAAAUUCUCUAAAUAUUGAAAUAUCUAGAUUUGGGAAAUUUAAAAAUGAUUUGGAGCAUAUUAAUAGUUUGAUGAUUUUUAUUAUUGUUUCUGUACAAUAUCUAACAGUUAUGAUAAUGGAAAGGUGUAAUCAUGUAAAAUUCCAUCCUGGUAUCACUCAAAAACCAUCCCCUUCUUUACUAAAUCUGAGAUUAUCAACUGUUAUAAUGGGAUUAAGUAUUUGUGUAUUCCUUAUUGUUAAUAGCAUGUCGUUUUUGGGAGGAAAUUUGGGACAUUUGGAAGGAAGAUUGUGGAGAGUUUUCCUAGUAUUGGGAGAUUAUUCAUUGUUUUAUUUGGUAGCUCUAAUUGCUAUUUCAUUAUGUAUCUUACCAAGUUUAUUGGUCAUAUGGGGAGUUAGAGAUGCAUCUUUCUUUUUAUUAUUGAAAAACCUCAAACAUUUAAUUGGUAAUGGUUGUUCAACAUAUUCAACACUUUCAACCUCUGACUCAGAUGAAGAAGAGUCACUUGAUGAAUCUGACAGACUUCUCCUUAGAUAUAAUGUAUCUGCAUAUAUCAGACAGCGAGAAGAACAAUUCUAUUCAGCAACAGAUGCCAACAGUAUUGAUUCUGAAAAAUUAGACCAAUUUUAUGGAAAAUUGAGAAAGUUGGUGCGAUUAUCGAUGGGCUUAUCAGAGCUUUAAUAAAAACCAAUUAAUAAAUUCCAU
Naegleria gruberi is the source of this 4224-nucleotide messenger RNA. Its product is annotated as phospholipid-translocating P-type ATPase. NCBI's taxonomy places the organism in Eukaryota, Heterolobosea, Eutetramitea, Acrasida, Naegleriidae. The transcript has 3 exons. Gene Ontology annotation, molecular function: ATPase-coupled intramembrane lipid carrier activity; ATP binding; magnesium ion binding. Gene Ontology annotation, cellular component: plasma membrane. Gene Ontology annotation, biological process: phospholipid translocation. The coding region runs from base 1 to 4200 and encodes 1399 amino acids. The record is from RefSeq and is a predicted model, not a curated record.